UUACAAUGUCUCUCUGAGAUGAACAGUCGAAGGCGGACGGGCCGAUAAAAUGGAUUUAUUUCGGACGAAUGCAACAGCGUAUGGUUUGAUAACCGCAUAAAGGUGUCUCCAGGGGCAUAAACAGAAGCUUUUGUUAAGAAAGGUUACCCAGUGUUUCCCUCUCUCUUUGUGGGCUGCCCAUGCACACACACAGCACCAUGGGUAGCUCGCCUGAGGUGCUCUCCUGGGCCUCCUGCCCCAGUUUGCUGGUGGGGAAGCUCAAAGAGGAACUCAAACUGACCGUUGUGGGCGAUGCCAUGAAGAAGACUAAUCCAAAUUCCUCACCUCAGGCUCCAACACCUGCCCCACCUUCUCAAAUUAUCACAGACUUGGCCCCUCCCACACACCUACCCGUACCCAUGCAACAGUUACACCCUCCCGGGAAAGAUGAGGAGUCUGGGUUGGGAGGCACGAGCCCACCCAACACGGUUCUGAGCGAGGACUCGACAAAGGAGCAAGGACACUUUGACAACAGCGUGCUCCAGCUCCAGGAGCAUGAGGACGCGGAGUCUCCAGGCUCCUGCAGCCAGGGUGGAUGUGGGAGUGGAGGAGAGGAGGGGAACGAGGAGGGGGGUUGUCCGACAGACCACAACGGGGACGGUACGCACAACCACCCCCACGAUGAUAUCAAACUGCACUUUCACAGAGCAGGAACGGGAGGAGGGGGCUUCCUUGAAGGUCUUUUUGGCUGUUUGAGGCCUGUCUGGAACAUCAUAGGAAAAACUUACUCAACAGAGUACAAACUGCAACAGCAAGACACUUGGGAGGUGCCGUUUGAGGAGAUCUCGGAGCUGCAGUGGCUAGGCAGCGGGGCUCAGGGCGCCGUCUUCCUGGGCAAGUUCCACUCAGAGGAGGUGGCCAUCAAGAAAGUCAGAGAGCAGAAAGAGACAGACAUCAAGCACCUGCGCAAACUAAAGCAUCCCAACAUCAUCGGUUUCAAGGGUGUGUGCACACAGGCUCCUUGUUACUGUAUCAUUAUGGAGUACUGUGCCCAGGGGCAGCUGUACGAGGUUCUUAGGGCCGGGCGGAAGGUCACCCCUCGCCUGCUGGUGGACUGGGCCACAGGCAUAGCCAGUGGCAUGAACUACCUGCACCUUCACAAAAUCAUCCACAGAGACCUCAAAUCACCAAAUGUAUUAAUAACUCAAAACGACACUGUGAAGAUCUCAGACUUUGGGACCUCCAAGGAACUCAGUGACAAAAGCACCAAGAUGUCCUUUGCAGGGACAGUGGCUUGGAUGGCUCCUGAGGUGAUCCGAAAUGAACCUGUUUCAGAGAAGGUGGACAUCUGGUCAUUCGGUGUAGUUUUAUGGGAGCUGUUAACUGGAGAAAUCCCAUAUAAGGAUGUGGACUCGUCUGCAAUUAUCUGGGGUGUUGGCAGUAAUAGUCUACAUCUCCCCGUGCCCUCAACCUGCCCUGACGGCUUCAAGAUCCUCAUGAAACAAACAUGGCAAGGCAAGCCGAGGAACAGGCCCUCAUUCAGACAGAUCCUGCUGCACUUAGAUAUUGCCUCAGCCGACGUGUUAGGAACUCCUCAGGAGACCUACUUCAAGUCUCAGGCGGAGUGGCGAGAGGAAGUGAAGAAACACUUCGAGAAGAUCAAAAGCGAGGGAACGUGUAUCCACCGGUUAGAUGAGGAGCUAAUCCGCCGCAGGAGAGACGAACUCAGACACGCUCUGGAUAUUCGGGAACACUAUGAAAGAAAGCUGGAGAGAGCAAACAAUCUGUACAUGGAGCUGAGUGCCAUCAUGCUGCAGCUGGAGAUUCGAGAGAAGGAGCUAAUGAAGAGGGAGCAGGCUGUGGAGAAGAAGUACCCUGGAACCUACAAACGGCACCUGGUCAGGCCCAUUGUCAGGUCCAAUGCAGUGGAGAAACUCAUCAAGAAGAAAAGCAGUGUGUCACACAAGCCUGGGACGCAGACACCCAAGAGGCCAGAUCUGCUUCGCUCCGAUGGGAUCCCAAGCGUGGAGGUGCUCCCUGCUCCCUCGCCCGUCUCAGGGAGCCCCAAAGUGUCCACCCCGCCCGGGAAGGCCCGGUACCGCAGUAAGCCCCGGCACCGGCGUGCCAACAGCAAGGGCAGUCACAGCGAGUUCCCCGGAGUUCUGAAGAGUGGACCCGGAGUGUCUGAUGAACAGCAACCUCUACAACAACACUACCACCAUCAUCAUCACCACCAUCAUCACCCUCCACCCGAAGGCCCGCUGCUCCCUCUGCAAGGCCGCGAGGACGCCGUCGCUAACUGUGCCAAUAACCUGCGAUAUUUCGGCCCCGCGGCCGCCUUGCGGAGUCCUCAGACCGACCACCUCCAACGACGUGUGUCGGGCUCCAGCCCGGACCUCAUCUCCACAGCCAUGGAUGCCGACUCGCGGCAACGUACCGGCUCCACCGGCUCCGGACCUGGGCCCCUCUGUCCUUGCUGCCAGGCACACCCUUUCCCCGGCUGCCUACACUGCCAGGAGACGCCUCCUGCCCCCAACCACCCAGAGCUGCCCCAUUACUCUCUGCUCAGCACCUGUGAGGGAACCCCGCCCACAGCCCCACGCCUCCCUGACCCAGCGUCGGAUGGAGAAGCUCCGGAGAAGGGGGAGCAGCAGGAGCAGGGCUCUCCACGCAGCACCUUACCCGGCGGAGCGUCUCGUACACUGCGACCCCUCAGGAAGACUGGCGAUGACUCAUCUGAAGAGGAGGAAGGAGAGGUAGACAGUGAAGUGGAGUUUCCACGGCGACAACGGCCUCACCGCUGUAUGAGCAGUUUCCAGUCCUACUCCACCUUUAGCUCAGAGAACCUGUCUGUGUCGGACGGAGAGGAGGGCAACACCAGUGACCACUCCCACAGUGGUCCACUGGAGGCUCUCAGCGCCAGCCAGGAGGAACAUCUGGACGAGCUGCUCUCCCACACCCCUGAGAUUCCCAUCGACAUCUCCACCCAGUCCGACGGCCUCUCCGACAAAGAGUGUGCCGUGCGCAGGGUCAAGACCCAGAUCUCCCUGGGAAAGCUGUGUGCAGACGAGCACAGCUAUGAGAAUCCUCUGCAUUUUGGGGAUUCAGACUGUGAUUCCUCUGAGGCGGAGUGUUCUGACGCCACUAUCCGAAACAACAAGCCCUGUGCCCCCUCUUCAUGGUGAGCCCCUCGCCCUCCCCCCUCCCUCGGCCCACGCUGAGAGAACCACGGCAAUAACUGGAUUCCGCUGCAAAAAGCGAUGCCCCCCCCCCCCAACUUCUGUCCCGGCCCCAACAUCCAAACAACAACUUCAUGCAGGGAAUCCUUUUAACCAAUAAUGUAGCUAGUAUAACAUUCAUCUUUUGUUUUUCUUUGAGUUUGGAGUAAUUAAAUUCAGGAACUCUGUAAAGCAUUACAAAAUGACCAAAAAAAACAAAACACUACAUAAACACUAUGUGGCGGAAGGUUUGUUUGACCGAUUCGGAUGAGGAUUCAUCGAAGUACCAGGGACACUGAGCUAAUAAGCAAACGCGAUAAUGCAGGAAUUUUUUUUUUCCUGAUGUGUGAGUGUGUGUCGAGUCUGGAGUGCGUGAGGACAAAUUAACAAUGGGACCACAGGAGAACUGUAUCAAUGAGAAACAUAUAAAGAAGAGGACCAGUCUCUCUGGCCGAGAUUAGCCACCUGGUAAAACUCGUGUUUACAGAAACGAGGCUCUGACCCUUACUGGGGGAACCAGGGGAAAAAAAAAAAAAACAGUUUGAGCACCAGCAUGAACAUCAUUCAACCCCCCCCCCCACCCCUCCCCCCUUCCUCAACCCCCUUCCUGUUCUCACCUCAACAUGGAUGCCGCAUCUGGAUUGUCCCAGCAUGUCUUUCUGGCCUGCCAUGCAACAAAGUCAAAAGGGGACCGCGCCAGUUGUGAGGGCAAAGCCUGGAGCAAACGCCGAACCCAAACCCACACGCUCAAAAGGAUCUGGACUGCGCCGCUGUCACCAGUCAGCAAAGAUCAAGAGUGAAAUCAGUGUUUGACCUCUGCCUCUCAGCCGAGCUGUUCUCACGUCUCAGGACUGUGUUAAGAGAAGUGCUAUGGAUGAAACAGGUCAAAGGAACAGCAUACCGUUAAGCCCUCACUGUUUUCUCUUUUCUUUUCCUUUUUUUUUUAAAGGAUGGUAGAGGUAUGGACCAGAUGCCAGUCUAUAAGAAAGCCCUGUAUUUUUUGACUAUUAGAGUUUCUCUCUCCAGUCAUCAUUCUCUUUAGAAAUUAGAAAUGAGUAGGUGUGACGUAGUCUAUGAUAAGAUGCAGUAUCUCUUGGGUAUUUCCCUCAGGCGCCUGUGUGAUUUUUUUUUUUUUUUGGUUCGUCUUUGUGAAGAGUGCGGAGUGAAAUUGAAUGCAUGGUUCAGAAAGAAAGAGAGAGAGAGAGAGAGAAAGAGAGAAAGAGAGAGAGAGAGAGAGAGAGAAUAGCAGAAGCACAGACUCCAAACAGUCCCUUGUGUUUGGCUUAUGAAUGUCACAGCAAUAAUGUAGGAUUAAGCUCAGGCCAUUGAGGGUCGUUUGCUCAGGACUGUCUAGCUGGCUGGACAGAAGCACGGACAUGUGAUUAAAUUGAAGUUAGUGAUUAACUGCUUUUUAAAAGACUUAUAUUUUUUAACUUUUGAGUUUAGGUAAGUUACCAAUUUUGUAAAAAAAAAUUCCUGCUUUUGCUGGUUUGAUGCUCAGGUAUUGAGUUCAGAACAUCAUGCUAUCCAGUGCUGUAGCACUCUGUUUCCACUAGGUGGAGACAGCUCUCUCUGUAUGUGUUGCUGUGGUAACCAAAGGAAAGGAAAAACAAAAUGGCUUCUUUCCUUUUUAUGACAAAACAACUAAUUAAGCCAGUGUUCUUUGAUUAUUAGAUUUACUGACAUUUGUCUCUACUUUCCUCUCUAAACUGCCCUGUAAACCUUAAUGUAUUUUACUCUCCCUAAAAGUGAUACUGCAUCUUUCAUAACUACUAUUAGCAUAUGUAAUUUACCUCGUGGUUAGUUUUUGAUGUAUGCGUCGUUAGUACAAUUAGGACGGCCGGUUGGUUGACAUCAUCAUCAGGUCAUGUCCUACUCUUUAGGGAGGAGUUAUAAACUGUGAAUGAACUGUGAAUUACAACACAAAACAUCUGUCUUGUGUUUGAGGGGUUCUGGUUUUGCUAUAGUUAUUCCUCUGGUGUUUUUAAGUUUUUGCUGUCUGGACAAAAAAUCCAGGGCAGGAGAUCAAAGCAAAACACAAAGCCAUUGAAAACAAAUAAUUACUCAGAUUUUUUUUUGUUUGUUUCUGUAUGGUUAUUCCUCUGAAAAACCAGCCAUCAUUACCAUAAGAUCUUGUGGGAUUUUUUUUUUUUUUUGUAUUGUCUGACCAAUACCACAUGAACAGGGUUGGAGUGAUUGGUGGAUUGGAGUGAAAGCAUUUGUAAGAACCUCCACUAACCUGUGAGGAGAACAAUUGAACCCUGUCAAGUGGCUGAUAUACAACAAACCUCAUUUAUUAUGUUUACGUGUUGAUAGGCUUCUGUGUUCUAAUCACCAGAAGUCAGUCUACCAUGUUCUGAGUGAAGUACAAUGUCUUUCUGGCAGUAAUGCCAUAACAAAUCUAGUAAUGUGUGAUUAUUUAACGUGUUAAUUUAAGUUAAUUUUAUUUAAUUUUUCUUUUUUUUUCUUUCA
Molecule: messenger RNA, 5669 nt
Organism: Chanos chanos (milkfish)
Lineage: Eukaryota; Metazoa; Chordata; Actinopteri; Gonorynchiformes; Chanidae
Gene: map3k13
Product: mitogen-activated protein kinase kinase kinase 13
Exons: 14
Coding region: 180-3164 (994 amino acids)
Biological process (GO): JNK cascade; protein autophosphorylation
Cellular component (GO): cytoplasm
Molecular function (GO): ATP binding; MAP kinase kinase kinase activity
Source: RefSeq, a predicted model, not a curated record